Messenger RNA from Symbiodinium necroappetens, 1461 nucleotides. NCBI's taxonomy places the organism in Eukaryota, Dinophyceae, Suessiales, Symbiodiniaceae. The record is from the annotation of a GenBank genome assembly.
AUGCCAGAAGGUCUUUCCGUAUCGGAACGCUACAGCCGCCUGCGCGAGGCGCUCGCCGCCGUCGUCGGCCCGCGCCAUCUGCUUGCCGAUGCGGCCGAUCUGGCGCCUCACCUGGUGGAGGAACGCGGCCGCUACCGUGGCCGCAGCCCCUUCCUGGUGCGGCCCGGCAGCACGGAGGAGACGGCCGAGGUGGUCCGCCUCUGCGCCGAAGCGCGCGUGCCGAUCGUGCCGCAAGGCGGCAACACCGGGCUCUGCGCCGGCGCGAUCCCCUUCGAGGCGGGCGACGAGAUCGUCGUCUCCCUCGGGCGUCUCAAGCGGAUCCGCGACCUCGACGCCGAAAACUUCACCAUCACCGUCGAGGCGGGCUGCAUUCUGGCGGAGCUUCAGCAGGCGGCGGCGGAGGCCGACCGCCUCUUCCCCUUGAGCCUGGGUGCUCAAGGGAGCUGCCAGAUCGGCGGCAACCUCUCGACCAACGCCGGCGGCGUUCAGGUCCUGCGCUACGGCAACAUGCGCGAUCUCACGCUCGGCCUGGAGGUCGUGCUGCCCGAUGGGCAGAUCUGGGACGGGCUGCGCGGCCUGCGCAAGGACAACACCGGCUACGACCUCAAGCAACUGUUCCUCGGCGCGGAGGGUACGCUCGGCAUCGUCACGGCGGCGGUGCUGAAGCUCUUCGCCCGACCGCGCGAGAUCGUCACGGCCUUCGUCGCGGUCCCCAGUCCCCAGGCCGCGGUGGCGUUACUCGGACGCGCCCGCAGCGCGACCGGAGAGACCGUCACCUCCUUCGAGUUGAUCCCGCGCCUCGGGCUGGAGAUGGCUCUGCGCCGGAUCGACGGCUGCAGCGACCCGCUGAGCGCCCCCUCUCCCUGGUACCUGCUGAUCGAGCUCUAUGGCGGCGGAGAUGAAGGAUCGCUGGCGGAGGCACUGGAAUCGCUGCUUGAGCGUGCCUUCGAAGAGAGCCUGAUCACCGACGCCGCAAUCGCCCAGAACGCCCAACAGGCCGCCGACUUCUGGCGGCUGCGAGAGGGGCUCGUCGAGGCACAGAAGCACGAAGGCGGUUCGAUCAAGCAUGACGUCUCGGUCCCGGUCAGCCGGGUCCCGGCCUUCAUCGCGGAGGCAACCGCCGAGGUCGAACGCCGCAUUCCAGGCGUCCGCCCGGUUCCCUUCGGCCACGUCGGCGACGGCAACAUCCACUUCAAUCUGAGUCAGCCCGAGGGCAGCGAGCGGGAGGUCUUUCUGGCCCGCUGGGAGGAGAUCAACGAGGCCGUGCACGAUAUCGUCGCGCGCCUGGGAGGGUCCUUCUCCGCCGAACACGGUCUGGGCCGCAUGAAAGUGGCCGAAGCCGAACGGCUGAAGCCGCCGAUCGAGAUUGAGAUGAUGCGGCGGAUCAAGCAGACCUUCGACCCGCACAACCUCAUGAACCCGGGCAAGGUCGUUCGUCCGGAUCGCCCCGAGGGCGUUUAA